Molecule: messenger RNA, 1150 nt
Organism: Neltuma alba
Lineage: Eukaryota; Viridiplantae; Streptophyta; Magnoliopsida; Fabales; Fabaceae
Product: vesicle-associated membrane protein 724-like
Exons: 6
Coding region: 169-834 (221 amino acids)
Biological process (GO): vesicle-mediated transport
Cellular component (GO): membrane
Source: RefSeq, a predicted model, not a curated record
AUUUCCAAUCCCAAAAGAAAGGAAAUUCUUUCUUCCUUGCAAAGAAAAAUAAGCCACACGGGUUCUAGAAAUUUGCCAACGCAGUUGAGCCCCAGUAACCAGGCCAAGCACUCUCUCUCUCUCUCUGCGUCCGAGCUGCGACCGCUCUCCCCCGUGACUUGCAGAGCAAUGAGUCAGGAAUCGUUUAUAUACAGCUUUGUGGCUCGGGGGACGAUGGUGUUAGCAGAGUAUACCGAGUUCACUGGGAACUUCCCGGCGAUUGCUGCCCAGUGCCUUUACAAACUACCCUCAUCCAACAACAAAUUCACCUACAAUUGUGAUCACCAUACUUUCAAUUUUCUCCUCGAGGAUGGUUACGCUUACUGUGUUGUUGCGAAGGAAUCUUUGAGCAAGCAAAUCUCUAUUGCUUUCCUAGAACGUGUGAAAGCAGAUUUUAAGAAAAGAUAUGGUGGUGGAAAAGCAGAUACAGCCAUUGCCAAGAGUCUUAACAAGGAGUUUGGACCGGUUAUGAAAGAACACAUGAAAUAUAUCAUUGAUCAUGCUGAAGAGAUUGAAAAGCUAAUAAAAGUGAAGGCUCAAGUUUCAGAAGUCAAAAGCAUAAUGUUAGAGAACAUUGACAAGGCUCUUGAUAGAGGAGAGAAUCUAACUAUUCUCGCAGACAAGACCGAGACAUUGCGUUCACAGGCCCAAGAUUUCAAAAAGCAAGGAACUCAAAUUCGCAGGAAGAUGUGGUAUCAGAACAUGAAAAUCAAAUUGGUGGUUCUAGGAAUUUUAUUGUUUUUGGUCCUGAUUAUCUGGCUUUCUGUUUGCCAUGGAUUUGACUGCACGAACUAGCAUGGGUUACUGAUAGGUUCUGUAUAUUGAUGUUUAAGGGAGCUAUUUAGCGAGAAAUUCUGCUUUGAAAACCCACCUGGCAACUGGAGGUAAAAAUGCAAAACCUCACCUUCUUUGGUGGUUAGUAUACGUGAAGUCUUUGGAAAUUUUUUCAAGAGAGGGGGGAUUUCUCUGUUUCAUGUACUGGAACUCUUGUUCUUGUCAAAAAGCACAGUUGUAAUCUGCUUUCCCUCUUGGAUACAAAAGAAAGCGUGUUUUUCCGGUAACAGAAGAUGUCCUAAGCCAAUAAAAAGGAAAUGAUUCCUUUCUAAUAGUU